GAAAAAAUUAAGAGAAAAUAAUAAUCAUCCUCCGCUUUCACCGAAUGUGAACUGUCUUUCUUACUUUCUUCUUUUGUUCUCUCCAUCGAGUUCUCAAACUCGUCAAAUCUAAACAAUUUCCUGUCAUCAACUUUUAUUUUAUUUUUCAUUCAAUGACCCAGAGAAUUACAUAUAAUUAAAAAAAAAAGAGAGGCAUGAACGGUAUUAGAGACAGAGUGUAUGAGAAGGUUUCCAAAUUAUUUUCCGAUUCGCAAUCUUGUCGUGAGGCGACAGAUCAAGAUCCUGAGGUCAGGCAACAUGUGAAAACCGAGAAAUCACCAUCUUCUGUACUGUCCUUCAUUCUCCCUUCGGCUAGUUUCGACUGGAUCAGGACAAAAGCACAGGGAAAUGAGGCUAAUAAUGAGCCGAAAUUUACUGACUCAAGCUCGUUUAAGUGGAAAAGGAAAUCUUUUUCAUUGAAAAAUAAACCAUUGGACAAAGAAUGUCAUUUAGAAACCGAACCAGGGUCCGGGACAAGCAGUAGUAGCGGCUCGGAUGUAUUUGAAGAUGCUGUGGCCCCACAUUCUUUCGAGAAACCCGUUCCGAGCUUUCUGGAAGAUUCUCUUUUUAUUUCUCAAGAUUUGUUCGAUUUUUUCGAGGCGUCUCUUCCUAAUAUAGGCAGUACUGUAAGAGAUGGCAUAUCACUUCACACCCUUGUCCGGAAGAGCACAUGCCUUAGUGGUCCUUGCCUAUUGAUAACUGGAGAUAAACAAGGUGCUGUAUUUGGUGGAUUACUUGACUGCCCCUUGAAGCCUACUUCGAAAAGGAGAUAUCAAGGGACAAAUCAGAGUUUCGUCUUCACAACCUUGUAUGGCGAACCGAGGCUGUUUAGACCAACUGGUGCGAACAGAUACUUUUAUCUGUGCUUAAAUGAGUUGAUUGCACUUGGGGGUGGUGCGAAUUUCGCGUUAUCCUUGAAUGAAGAUUUGUGAGUUCUUCCAUAUUCCAAGAUUGAAUUUUUAUUUUAUAAUUUAAUAAGUUGGGAAUAUAUGAUUGUAAACUCGAUUCUUCACUGUAGAUUAUCUGGAACAAGUGGCCCUUGUGAAACAUUUGGCAACUCAUGCUUAGCUCAUAAUCAAGAGUUUGAACUAAAGAAUGUAGAGGUAUUUUGUUUUUCAGAUUAGUUUCGAAAGAUACCCUUGAAGAUAAGUCUAAUUGUGGAAAAAUCUAGCUGUUUUUUUUAUAGUUAUAAAUCUUCCUUGGAUUUUAUUUCUGUAUUUACAAAUUAACCCCGUAAUAGAGGGUAUUUUUUAAAAAAUGUAUAUGAAUGUGGUAUCGUAAUACAUUAAUCUGGAUAUUCGAAUUUUUCGGAGAAUUGUUUUUUGGUGCUAUUUGGCCUAACUUCAAGGGUAUCUUUUGCAAUUAUGCUUUUGUUUUAUAUUAUGACUGUGUUUGAUAAGCAUAUAAGUUAGGUUAUAACGUAUUUUAUAAGUUUUAUGUAUUCAAAUGGUUUGGCAAGGACAAGCUUUUCAAAAAAGCUCGAGCUUAUCUAUACAUAAGCUUCCUUGAGUAGCUUUU
Striga asiatica is the source of this 1557-nucleotide messenger RNA. Lineage: Eukaryota; Viridiplantae; Streptophyta; Magnoliopsida; Lamiales; Orobanchaceae. The record is from the annotation of a GenBank genome assembly.